AACAUUCUAAAUCUUCACUUUUCUUUUAAGUUUCAACCAACAAUCCUCUAAGCUAAAAAAGAAAUAUUUUUCGGAUUCAAAUUUUCAAAAAAUGGAUGUUCACCAGCAAAGCCUCGAAUUUUCAGCCAAAACGAAAAACCAAAAGCAUGAUUCACAAUCACAAACUUCACUCUACUUAGCAAACGCGGUUUUCUUUGGCCUCUUCUUCUCUUUCGCGUACUUUCUUCUUCACAGAUGGCGUGAGAAGAUUCGAACUUCUACUCCUCUACAUGUACUCACAAUCUCCGAGAUGGUAGCUGUAGUUUCCCUCAUCGCUUCAUUUUUCUAUCUCAUGGCUUUCUUCAGCAUUGCCUUCAUUCUUCAUCCCUUCGCCGCUUCCACUGCCGUUCAGUACGAUGAAGAAGAAGAUGAAGUAGAGAUUGCUAAAACCACUGGUUCAUGUCUCGCCGGAGUUGCACCGGAGUUACCUCCGCUACCACCAAAAACCACCGUAAAAAAAGUUGCACCAGAACCGGUUAUGUCGCAGCUUUCGUCCGAUGACGAGGAGGUUGUCCAGGCCGUGGUUUCAGGAUCUAUUCCGUCUUACUCACUUGAAUCAAAACUUGGAGAUUGCCGGCGUGCAGCGGCGAUUCGUAACCAAGCGGUGGAGAGAGUUACCGGAAGGUCACUUGAAGGUUUGCCGAUGGAAAAUUUUGAUUACGAUUCUAUAUUAGGACAGUGUUGUGAGAUGCCGAUAGGAUUUAUUCAGAUUCCGGUAGGAGUUGCCGGUCCUCUGUUGCUUGACGGGAAAGAGUUCACGGUUCCGAUGGCAACAACCGAGGGUUGUUUAGUUGCAAGCACUAACAGAGGAUGUAAAGCUAUUUAUGUUUCGGGUGGUGCUUCCGCGGUUGUCCUCCGUGAUGGCAUCACUAGAGCCCCCGUCGUUAGAUUCAACUCCGCCAAAAGAGCUUCUCAGUUAAAGUUCUUUUUAGAAGAUCCUCAAAAUUUUGAUUCUCUGGCUCACACUUUCAACAAGUCAAGUAGGUUUGCAAGAUUACAGAAUAUAAAAGCUACUAUAGCAGGAAAGAAUUUAUACACACGGUUUACUUGUUCAACUGGUGAUGCAAUGGGGAUGAACAUGGUAUCAAAAGGUGUACAAAACGUACUUGAUUUUCUUCAAAGUGAUUUUCCAGAUAUGGAUGUGAUUGGUAUAUCUGGAAAUUUUUGCUCAGACAAGAAAGCGGCUGCAGUGAAUUGGAUUGAAGGGAGAGGAAAAUCUGUGGUGUGUGAGGCUGUAAUUAAGGAAGAGGUGGUGAAGAAAGUGUUGAAGACUAGUGUUGAGUCUUUGGUUGAGCUUAACAUGCUAAAGAAUCUUACUGGUUCAGCCAUGGCUGGUGCUCUUGGUGGCUUCAAUGCACAUGCUAGUAAUAUUGUUUCAGCUAUUUACUUGGCAACAGGUCAAGAUCCAGCUCAGAAUGUUGAGAGUUCUCAUUGUAUAACCAUGAUGGAAGCUGUGAAUGAUGGGAAAGACCUUCAUGUCUCUGUCACUAUGCCUUCCAUUGAGGUGGGAACAGUUGGAGGAGGCACACAGCUUGCAUCACAAUCAGCUUGUUUGAACUUACUUGGUGUGAAGGGUGCUAGUAAAGAUUCACCUGGAGCUAAUUCAAGGCAACUGGCAACAAUAGUAGCUGCUUCAGUUCUUGCCGGAGAGCUUUCACUCAUGUCCGCAAUUGCAGCGGGUCAGCUUGUUAAGAGUCACAUGAAAUACAACCGAUCUAGUAAAGAUGUCACCAAAAUUGCUUCAUGACAAUACCAGCACAACUGUGAUAUCAAUCAAGUAUAUAUAUUAAUUAAAGCAAAAGAAAUUUCAUUGUAGGAGUACACAUUAUUUUUACCUCAAUAACAGCAAAAAUUAUGAGACUUUAUUCUCGCCAAUAGAUGCUAGUUUUUGGAUCAUAUGAGCCACCAAAAUUUUCCAACUUCUUCAUGAAAUCAUCAUAUGCUUCAAGAGUAUGGUUGCGUUGAGUUCUUAAAUACUGUAGUGUAGUUACUUAAUUUCUUUCUUUUCUCCCGUCCAUGCUAAUUCUUUUGGAGGAUCUAGAGUUAUAAACAAUUCAAUUCAUUUUAUGCUUAAAUUUAUAAAUCAAACAUU
This is a messenger RNA of Vicia villosa (hairy vetch), 2131 nucleotides long. Its product is annotated as 3-hydroxy-3-methylglutaryl-coenzyme A reductase 1-like. The transcript has 4 exons. Gene Ontology annotation, cellular component: peroxisomal membrane; endoplasmic reticulum membrane. Gene Ontology annotation, biological process: coenzyme A metabolic process; isoprenoid biosynthetic process; sterol biosynthetic process. NCBI's taxonomy places the organism in Eukaryota, Viridiplantae, Streptophyta, Magnoliopsida, Fabales, Fabaceae. Gene Ontology annotation, molecular function: protein binding; hydroxymethylglutaryl-CoA reductase (NADPH) activity. The coding region runs from base 92 to 1786 and encodes 564 amino acids. The record is from RefSeq and is a predicted model, not a curated record.